UGUCUCCAGAAAUUCUAGCGAAAAUAUCUACGAUUUUCAUUCAACUGAAUUAAUUUGUGCUCGCAAUAAUCCAGGUGAAAAUGAGCGCUAUAGCACAGCAAGAGUCUCUUGUUAAGGAGAGUUUAUUUCAGUUUAUUACCAGAAACAUCCCAUCAGCUGAUUUGAAUGUAAUUGACGACAUAGUACUGUCGUAUGUUAUAUCUAUUUUGGAAGAGGCUUCCCAGGACCCGUGCUUCGACGUUGAUGGGUUCAUAGAAAUGAUGGCGGCAUACAUCCCUGAGUUUGCGGACAUCGACCCCGGCCAGGUGUGCUCAUGGGUGCUCCAGCUGGAGGCCGAGCUGUCGCGGGGCAGCGAGAGUGACUCACUUUCCAAUCAUGAAGACUCCGCCAGCAGCGACAGGAUCAGCCUGACCAUGCAGAGCCUCACUGAAAUGCUGCCGUCUGUCACCAAGACCAACCGGUCCCACACCAACUCGAGCAGCUCUGAGGGAACAGAGAGGCGCUCUGUGCUGGAGUGUGACGAGCUCGCCACUCAGUGCCGAGUUCUCCAUGAGAUGUUCCCCAACACCUGCGCUAUGGAGAUCAAGCAUUGCGUAUCAAUCGCCCACGGUGACGUGGAGCGCGCGGCGGCCACACUGCUACACCGCCGCGAACAGGGGCAGUCUCUGUCCGCGGCGGCGCUGCAUUCGGCGGCCAAGCAGCCGGUUUGCGACGAUCACGAGCUGAAGAACCGUAUCAUUGCCCGGUACUCCUACGUGGACAAGAACUCUGAAACCAAGGAGCACAAACCACUUGCUCCUAAAAUCGAGCCCAAGAAGAUGGUCCGUUACCGGGACAAUAAAAUCGUGUCUUUGAAAGGCGAGAGGUACACUGAGGUGCCGAAGUCCGGAAUCGACGAGGAACAUUUAAAGAAGCCAAAAAAACAGCAUUGCCCUUAACCAUUAAAAUCACGUCAGUACGGUGGAAAAGCGGACACUUAUUCCGCACUCUAUGUGUCCUGUACCUUAG
Amyelois transitella is the source of this 1008-nucleotide messenger RNA. RefSeq names its product CUE domain-containing protein 2-A. The transcript is spliced from 8 exons. The record is from RefSeq and is a predicted model, not a curated record. NCBI's taxonomy places the organism in Eukaryota, Metazoa, Arthropoda, Insecta, Lepidoptera, Pyralidae. The coding region runs from base 81 to 938 and encodes 285 amino acids.